This is a messenger RNA of Trifolium pratense (red clover), 2273 nucleotides long. Its product is annotated as chaperone protein ClpB3, mitochondrial-like. The transcript is spliced from 9 exons. Gene Ontology annotation, biological process: cellular response to heat. Lineage: Eukaryota; Viridiplantae; Streptophyta; Magnoliopsida; Fabales; Fabaceae. Gene Ontology annotation, cellular component: cytoplasm. Gene Ontology annotation, molecular function: ATP binding; ATP hydrolysis activity. The coding region runs from base 89 to 2137 and encodes 682 amino acids. The record is from RefSeq and is a predicted model, not a curated record.
AUAUAUAUAUAUAUAGAAACCCCACUCUCUAAACCCACCGCAACUCAAUAACACAACGCUUUCACUUUCGUGUCACUUUCCAAUUCCAAUGGCAACGAGAAGAACUACAAAACUAACCAAAACCGUUUUCUCCGCCGUAACGGCAACCAGAACUCGAAACCCUCUCAGUCGUCCUCUCUCCUCCGCACCACUCUUCAAUGGAAGUUUCCCUCAUCCUUCAGAGAACAUCAGAAUUCCUCUUUCAAGCUCUAAGAUUAUCGACAGAACCACCAAUGUCGCCUCCGCCAGGUUCCUAUCUCACUCUUUCACUCGCAAUUUUCACGCAUCUACUCCUUCUUACCGCUCCGCCGGAGCUUCUCAGAUAUCACAAACAGAGUUUACAGAAAUGGCCUGGGAGGGAGUUCUUGGUGCCGUUGAUGCCGCACGAGUCAAUAAACAACAAGUUGUGGAGUCAGAGCAUUUAAUGAAAGCCCUCUUGGAGCAAAAGGAUGGUUUGGCCCGAAGGAUAUUUACUAAGGCAGGGUUGGACAACACAUCAGUUCUACAGGCUACUGAUAACUUUAUAGCUCAGCAACCUAAGGUUACAGGUGACACUUCUGGUCCUAUAAUUGGUUCGAAUUUUAGCUCCAUCUUGGACAACUUUCAAAGGCACAAGAAAGAAAUGGGUGAUGAGUAUGUGUCUGUGGAACACCUUUUGCUAGCAUUUCAUUCAGAUAAGAGGUUUGGGCAACAGUUAUUUAAGAAUCUUCAGCUUAGCGAGAAGACUUUGAAGGAUGCUGUAAAGGCUAUUCGUGGAAGUCAAAGAGUAACCGAUCAAAAUCCUGAGGGGAAAUAUGAAGCAUUGGACAAGUAUGGAAACGACCUGACUGAACUUGCUAGGCGCGGCAAGCUUGAUCCUGUCAUAGGUCGAGACGAUGAAAUUCGGCGCUGUAUUCAGAUAUUGUCAAGAAGAACGAAGAACAAUCCAGUUAUUAUUGGUGAACCUGGUGUGGGGAAAACUGCAAUUGCUGAAGGAUUAGCACAACGUAUAGUGCGUGGAGAUGUUCCAGAGCCAUUGAUGAACAGGAAGUUGAUCUCCCUUGAUAUGGGUUCGUUGCUUGCGGGUGCCAAGUUUCGUGGAGAUUUUGAGGAAAGGUUGAAAGCUGUCCUGAAGGAAGUUACAGCAUCAAAUGGGCAAAUAAUUUUGUUUAUUGAUGAAAUACACACUGUUGUAGGUGCAGUAAUAGGGGCUACAAGUGGUGCAAUGGAUGCUGGGAACUUGUUGAAGCCAAUGCUUGGAAGAGGCGAACUUCGAUGUAUAGGAGCAACAACAUUGAAUGAAUAUAGAAAAUACAUUGAGAAGGAUCCUGCACUUGAGCGUAGAUUUCAACAAGUUUUUUGCUGUCAACCAUCUGUUGAAGAUACAAUAUCCAUUCUCCGAGGGUUGCGCGAGCGCUACGAAUUGCAUCAUGGAGUCAAAAUAUCAGAUAGUGCACUUGUUUCAGCGGCAGUUCUUGCAGAUCGAUACAUCACAGAACGUUUCCUACCAGACAAAGCUAUUGAUCUUGUUGAUGAAGCUGCUGCAAAGCUAAAGAUGGAGAUUACCUCUAAGCCUACAGAAUUGGAUGAGAUAGAUAGAGCAGUCUUGAAACUGGAGAUGGAAAAACUCUCUUUGAAAAAUGAUACUGACAAGGCUUCUAAAGAAAGAUUGAGUAAGCUUGAAAAUGAUUUGAGUUUACUUAAACAGAAACAAAAAGAAUUGGCAGAACAAUGGGACAGUGAAAAAGUUUUAAUGACUCGGAUAAGAUCAAUCAAAGAAGAGAUUGAUAGAGUCAACCUAGAGAUGGAAGCUGCCGAGCGUGAUUAUGAUCUGAACCGUGCCGCUGAGCUCAAAUAUGGAACUUUGAUGUCCCUUCAGCGCCAAUUAGAAGAAGCUGAAAAGAAUCUAGCUGACUUCCAAAACUCUGGACAAUCUUUUCUUCGUGAAGAAGUCAGCGACCUUGAUAUUACCGAGAUUGUAAGCAAAUGGACUGGUAUACCACUAUCAAACCUCCAACAAACAGCAGAAGCAAUGACAAAAUUAAUAGUUACUCAAUUAUAUGUAAUCUUAGCAUUGAGCUCUUUAUUGGUAUAUCUAAUUUUCUCUAAUCUAAUUUAGCGUAGCAAAUCUUAACUGUUUUUACAUACAAAAUUGAAGACUUGGAGCUUCAGCUUCUUUGAGACGUGAGACAAGUGUUUUUCAUGUGGGAAAAAACCCGUUGAUGGCUUCAUCUAUCUUAUCUUACUUCCAAUGA